Messenger RNA from Hyposmocoma kahamanoa, 830 nucleotides. RefSeq lists its product as uncharacterized. Lineage: Eukaryota; Metazoa; Arthropoda; Insecta; Lepidoptera; Cosmopterigidae. The record is from RefSeq and is a predicted model, not a curated record. The coding region runs from base 348 to 716 and encodes 122 amino acids. The transcript is spliced from 3 exons.
UUGGCGUACGAUCUCGUUCAGUUGUUGCAGCCAGGUGGUGAAGAGUCCGGCUUUUUCCGCAGAGAUCCGCUCAUCCCAUGGCAGUUGUAAUGGCCAUAGGCUUUGAAGCGUGAUCUUCGCUCUGAUCGUAUAGCGGCUAAGCUUAAUCUAAGCGGGUCCCAGAUUGACUUGACCGUACUGCCAAACAGAACCGCGCACCCAGCAAUCUCUUGCUUUUCUGUUAACGCACCUCGGCUGUGACCCGGUGCAUGGCUGUGUCGAACGCGAGUUCAUCCACUGGCGGGUUCCAGUAGAGUCCCAAGAUUUUGUUCUCCGUCUUCGACCGUCAAGUGAGCGAAUACAACAAAAUGAAUCCGUACCCAAGGGACGAGCAAGGAAAUCCUCUACCGAGUAAAGGAGAGAAAAUAUGCGUGGCACAUUUGGAGGAAAGGUUCCCAGGACGAAAAUUCCCAAAACAUAAGACGUUACGCUGGCUGACAAACCCUGAAACAGGAAGACAUUUAGAGCUGGAUUGUUACAACGAGGAGUUGCGACUCGCCGUUGAGUACAACGGCAGGCAGCACUAUGAGUUCGUGCCGGACAUGCACGAAAGUGAAGAGGGCUUGAAGUACCAACAACGUCUAGAUGCGGUGAGUGUCCUUUGCACCCGAUGGGUUGGACUGCCCCUCAUUUUUCAGCGAGUAUUGGCAUUGUGGUUGAUGAUACCACCUUUUUAAAAUUAUUUCAUGCAAAUAAGGCAUACAAGAAAACAUAAUACAAUUUCUCACCAAACUGCGAUUGGCGCGAUUACACUCGCAAACACAAAAUCACAAAACUAUAGUAUACCUUGU